This is a messenger RNA of Engraulis encrasicolus (European anchovy), 6490 nucleotides long. RefSeq names its product nuclear receptor binding SET domain protein 3 (gene nsd3). The coding region runs from base 381 to 6065 and encodes 1894 amino acids. Gene Ontology annotation, molecular function: histone methyltransferase activity; protein binding. Gene Ontology annotation, cellular component: nucleus. NCBI's taxonomy places the organism in Eukaryota, Metazoa, Chordata, Actinopteri, Clupeiformes, Engraulidae. The transcript is spliced from 24 exons. The record is from RefSeq and is a predicted model, not a curated record.
UUUGGCGCUGAGAGAAGAGACAGGCCCAAGCAGGGCGCUUUUGUUACGGCUAGAGGGAGGGAGAUAGCUAGAAUAAAAUACAUAGGAGCCCAAUUUCCCCAGGUCUGGUCUUGCAUCCUGCAAAAACUGGGCCUUUCCUGAAUCUACGGCUUCAAUCCUAGCUGCUAUGGAGACCAAGAACAGACAGAGCGUGUAGCCCCCGUUUGCAGUCCCAGAGUUAAGACGACGAGGCACAUUGUCGCUGCUUUCUUGAAAUCGUUUUAUGAUUGUGCAAUUGUGUGAACAGAACCAGGGAUCUAAUAUUUGGCAUUUGUUUAGAAUGGAACACGCUGAAGGCCCUGUCAGAAAAAGGGAAACCUAAAGGAUGCUGGAGCAGAACAAUGGAUUUCUCCUUUUCUUUCAUGCAACGGAUCAUGGGAAACACAAUUCAGCAACCACCCCAGCUCAUUGACUCCGCCAACAUCCGCCAGGAGGACGUGUACGAUGCCGUCAGCGACCCCGGGGACGAUGCCGGCGGCAGCGGCUCCGGCAGCGGCCCCCCCUCCUACGAGCCGGGCCUGGAGCCAGGCUUCCCCUACCCGCCCGACGACCUGCCCACGGUGGUGCCCAACGGCUACCCGGCCGCCCUGGGGCUGGGGGUCGGGGUCGGCGUGGGGGCCUACGACGCGCAGCAGGCGGCCAAGUUCGCUCUCUACUCGCCGUUCUCCAACGGCUCGGCCAACGGCUGCGGAGCCAUCCGGGGAUACGGCGGCGAGCACGGCAUGCUGCUUGGGGAGGGGGCGACGGUCCUGAGGCCCCCCGUGGUGCAGGAGAAGCCCCCCGCCAGUCACGUGGUGCCCCCUCCUCUCCCGCCGCUUCCUCCUUCCUCUUCCUCCUCUUCAUCCUCUCACCCAGGCCUCCACCACCAGCCACAUCAUCACCAACAACAACACUCUCUCCCCCACCACCACCUUCCUCACCAUCAUCAUCCACACCUUCAGCACACCCACAACGCCCUGAUGAACCUCCAGCAGCAUCACCACCCGCCCCCUCCACACCUCAUGCCGCCCGUGCUGCCCCCUCAACCCCCCCUGCUCCUCUCCUCCUCCUCCUCCUCCCCGCCCCUCAUCCCCACGCACGACAGUAUCGUGGCGGCUGCGGCUGCUAGCAGCGGUGGCAUGGUUGGGGGCAUGGGUGGUGUUAUCGGUGGUGUCGUGGGCAGUAGGGGCGCCGCCACGCCCAGCCCCCUGGCCCAUCAUCACCAACAGCACCAACACCAGCAACACCAACACCACCCCAGCAUCAUCACGGCCGCCCCUAAAAAGACUAGCUCUCCGGAGAUCAAGCUGAAGAUCAUCAAGACCUACCAGAACGGCCGGGAACAGUUCGAGUCGGCGCUGUGUGGAGACAUGCUGCAGGAGCUCCAGGCCUCCUCUGGGGGCGCCGGCGGUGAGGCCUCCGCAGGCCGUCGACGACACGAACAGAAGAAAGAGAAGAGGAAAAAGAGGAGCGGACAACUGUCGGCGGCAAGCCUGCCCACCGAACACGCCCAGUUGCCCCAGACGCCAUUCGCUGCAGCGGGCGCCACCAACGUCUCCGCCAGGCCAGGGGGAGUGGGGGUGCUGGUGGGAGGAGGCAUGGGAGUUGGGGUUGGGGGAUCAGAGGUGACCAGCUCUGCACACCCCCUGGACAGACGAUUCGCGACAAAGGAGGAGCCUGUUGCGGGCGCUCGGGUUAUCAAGGCACUCAAAACAGAAGCCAAGGAACAGAGAAUCGAGCAGCACUUUCCCACGGUCAUCACGGGCACGGGCAGCUGUAAGGAGUACGAGAUUGGCGACCUGGUGUGGGCCAAGGUGGGCACCUACCCCUGGUGGCCCUGCAUGGUGUCUUGCGACCCACAGAUGAAGGUCCACACUCGCAUCAACACCAGAGGACAUAGAGAGUACCAUGUGCAGUUCUUCGGGAGCGUGGCAGAGCGAGCGUGGAUCCACGAGAAGAGAGUGGUGGUCUACCAGGGCCAGAGCCAGUUUGACGACCUGCAAGCAGAGACGCUCCGCAAGUGCACCAAUCCCACCGAGAAACAAAAGCUCCUGAAGCCCCAGUCGCAGCGUGAGCGUAGCCAAUGGGAGGUGGGCGUGGGCCACGCGGAGGCGGCGCUGAUGAUGACGCGGGAGGAGCGCAACGAGACCUACACCUUCAUCUACGUGGACAAGCCGCUGCCCGGCACGGGAGGAGGAGGAGGAGGAGUAGGAGGAGGAGCGGGCAGGGGCAGGGGCAGGCCCGGCAGGCCGGGGGGCAGAGGGAGACGCGGUGGUGGGCCUCGUGUGGGCAGCAGGGAAGGAGGUACCACCGGAGCAGCCUCAGCAGCAGCAGCAGCAGCAGGAGCAGCAGGAGGAGGAGGGGCUGUGGGUCCUGGAGGAGCAGCAGCAGCAGGAGGAGGAGGAGGAGGAGGAGGGGUUGUAGUUGGAGGAGGUGGUGUAGGAGGAGUAGAGGGAGGUGGACGGAGGCAGCAGCCCAGGAGACAGUGCAGCAUGACCAGCGGAGAGGAGCAGUCCCCUCCCCCCACCACCCGGCAGCGCAGUGACGAUGACGACGACGAUGAUGAUGACGACGAUGAAGAUCGUGGUGGUGGACGUCUUAGAGGCCCUCUCCCCCAGCGCCACGGCUCCUCGUCCUCCUCCUCCCCACCUCUUAACAGCAACGCCCCCUCUGGCACCAACCCCGGCCCCGGCUCGGACGCGUCCUCCCAGCAGCCCCCCGUCAAGACGGCCUGGAAGACGGCCGCCGCCCGCAAGCUCCUGCCCCUCUCCAUCACUAUGAAGAAGCUGAACGUGGAGAUCAUCAAGUGUGACUGGCAGCUGCCCAAGGAGAAACUCAUGUUGCCCACCUCCAUCACCACCACCACCUCCUCCUCCACCACCUCCUCCAACACCUCCACCUCCACGCCCAAGCCCACGCCUCCCCCGCCAAAGCCCAAGGAGCCGGAGAAGGAGGUGGUACAGGAGGAAGAGGAGGAGGAGGAUGAGGAGGAAGAAGAGGAGGAAGAGGAGGAGAGGCGCAGCGGAGGAGGGGGCAGUAGAGGAGAGGAGCAGGUGCCAUCUCCAGAGGGUUCUCCGCAUGGCUCCAGUGAUAAGGCCGAGGUUCUGUCCAGCGAAGAGGAGAGGGAACCGUCACCCUGCGAGUGGACCAGCAGCGGUCAGGAUCGAGUCAAACACUCACCACCCAAUGACCACUCACCAGCCCCAUUGGAAAGGAAGCUGCAGCGUAGGUGUGUGCGGAGCCGGUCGGAGUCGGAGAAGAGUGUGGAGCCCGUACCAAAGAAGAAGGUCAAGAAGGAGCAGGCCGAGACCACUCCUCAGAUGGAUAUGAAGACGGGCUCUCAGAAAGCUUGGCUCAGCUCGAUAGAGAGGGUUCACGCGGUUGUCCCAGCUGCGCAGAGGCAACUCGCUAAGAUGCUAGCUGCUGGUUGGUCAGGUGACUCAUUGAGGCCCGCCUUCCCCUCCGCAGGAGCCAGUGAGAUCUCGGACUCGUGCAAGCCGCUCAAGAAGCGCAGCCGCGCCUCGACGGACGUGGAGAUGGCCAGCUCGCUCUACCGAGACACCUCCGACUCUGACUCGCGAGGACUCAACGACCCACAGAUGGGGUUUGGGAAGCGUUCAGACAGCCCGGCUACUGUGGAUGCUGACGGCUCUGAUUCCCAGUCGGUCGACUCCAACUUGUCUGGCCAGGACGGCUGCUCCUCCAAGAGGGAUAACAUAUGCCAGAAAUGUGAGGCCUUUGGGGAGUCGCUGGUGUGCUGUGAGGGGGAGUGCAGCAGACUACUUCACCCAGAAUGCCUUGGGGCCGGUACGGAGGGGGAGCCCAUCUGCCAGGAGUGCAAGACCGGUUCCCAUGCGUGUUUCUCCUGUAAGAUGGCGGAGGGCGAGGUGCGACGGUGCGCCGUGACGGGCUGCGGCCGCUACUACCACGAGCCGUGCGCCAGGAAGUACCCCGGCACGACCUUUGACCUGCGUGGCCUCUGCUGCCCGCAGCACAGCUGCGCCACCUGCUGCAUGGAAAGGGACCUGCAGAAGGCCUGCAAGGGUCGCAUGAUGCGCUGCAUCCGCUGCCCGCUGGCGUACCACAUGGGCGACGGCUGCGUGGCGGCCGGCUGCGUCCAGAUCACGCCGCACCUGCUGCUCUGCAGCAACCACUCCACGGCGCGCCGCAACGGACACCUCUGCUCACCGGUAAACGUAGGCUGGUGUUUCCUCUGUGCCCGAGGGCUCUUAGUGCACGACCUCUCUGACCCCAUAUUAAGCUCGUAUACCUUUAAGUCUCACUACCUUCUGACUGAGUCAAAUCGUGCUGAGUUGAUGACAUUACCUCUGAUUCCUUCUCCUUCGUCAGCUACCCAAAAGAAUAUUGGCAAAGGAGGAAGACUGUUGUGUUGCGAGGGGUGCCCGGCAGCCUUCCACCCUGAGUGUCUGAGCGUGGAGAUGCCGGAGGGGGUGUGGCUGUGCAGCGAGUGCCGGGCGGGCAAGAAGCCCCACUACAAGCAGAUCGUCUGGGUCAAGCUGGGCAACUACAGGUGGUGGCCAGCGGAGAUCUGCAACCCCCGCUUGGUGCCGUCCAACAUCCAGUCCCUGAAGCACGACGUGGGGGACUUCCCCGUCUUCUUCUUCGGCUCGCACGACUACUACUGGAGCAACCAGGGACGCGUCUUUCCCUACGUGGAGACCGACAAGAACUUUGCAGAGGGACAGGUCGGCAUCAACAAGACCUUCAAGAAAGCAUUGGAAGAGGCCGCCAGGAGAUUUCAGGAGCUGAAGGCCCAGAGGGAGACUAAAGAGGCCCUGGAACAGGAACGCAACUCACGCAGACCACCACCCUACAAGCCAAUCAAGUUCAACAAGCCGGUGGGCAGGUUGUGUCAGCCGUCUCAGCAGCCCCAGGCCUCGACCGACCUGUCUGAGAUCUCGCGCUGCAACUGCCGUCCCUCAGACGAGCGGCCGUGUGGACAGGACUCCCACUGCCUCAACCGCAUGCUGCAGUACGAGUGCCACCCACAGGUGUGCCCAGCGGCGGAGCGUUGCCUCAACCAGGCCUUCUCGCGGCGCCAGUACCCCGACACGGAGGUGCACAAGACCCACGAGCGCGGCUGGGGACUCAAAACCAAGCAGGAUCUCAAGAAGGGAGACUUUGUGAUGGAGUAUGUUGGGGAGCUGAUUGACUCUGAGGAGUGUCGACAGCGAAUCCGGCACGCCACCGAGAACCACGUGACCAACUUUUAUAUGCUGACGCUCACUAAGGACCGGGUGAUAGACGCUGCAGUCAAGGGCAACGUGGCGCGCUUCAUCAACCACAGCUGCAGCCCAAACUGCGAGACCCAGAAGUGGACGGUGAGCGGGGAGCUGAGGAUCGGCCUCUUCACCCUCUGUGACAUCCCCGCAGACACAGAGCUGACGUUCAACUACAACCUGGACUGCCUGGGUAACUGCCGGACGCCGUGCCACUGUGGAGCCCAGAACUGCAGCGGCUUCCUGGGGGUACAGCCCAAGAGUGUGGUGGUGAUGGAGAAGGAGAAGGGGCGUAACUCCAAGCUGAAGGCGCGCAAGAGGAAGUUGAAGCCGGAGAGGCACGAGUACCGCUGUUUCUGCUGCCGGGAGGGGGGCGAGCUGGUCAUGUGCGACCGCAAGGACUGCCCCAAAGCAUACCACCUCCUCUGCUUAAACCUACCCACGCCGCCCUAUGGGCGAUGGGAGUGCCCGUGGCACCAGUGCGACGUGUGCCAGCGGCCGGCGGCCAUCUUCUGCGACUUCUGCCCCACGUCCUUCUGCCGCGACCACGAGCGGGGGGGCGGACUGCUGCCCUCCGCCCUGGAAGGCCGCGCCUGCUGCACCAAGCACAACCCCCAGCGCCCCCUGGAGGGCGACGAAGGACAAGACGAGGUCAAGAUGGAGGAGGGGGACGACGAGGAGGAGGAGGAGGAAGAAGAAGACGAGGAGGAGGAGGAAGGAGAAGAAGAGGAGGAGGAGGAGGAGCAGGAGCAGGAGCUGGGGGAGGAAGAGGAGCAGCCAGACUCACCUGAGGAGCAGGCGGAGUGAAGACGAGGAAGAGCGAUGGAGGAGGAACGGGGUUUAUUGGUCCAUAUGCGUGUGCGUAUGCUUGUGUGUGUGUCUGUGACUGUGUGGGUGUGCGUGUUGGGACACAUCAGAUGCUUGAGGUCAGAGAGAGACAUUAGCUCAAUGUUGAAGUAAGUAAGGCUGUCAAAACCUCCCUCUCUCUCUUCUCUUCCUCCACCUCCUCCUCUUCCUCCCUCUACUCCAUUUCCCUAAAUCACCACAACACGACACACAUCAGAAGCCCCUUCCUUCCUUGCCUGUCUCUGGUGCGGCUGGCUCGUUCACUUUGACAUAAUACCAGAAGUUUUAGUUGUGGUGGUGGGAGGUCUGAGACUGUUAACCACGAGCUGUUCUCCUCCCUCUCAAACCCUUGCUCAUCAUCCCCCCAAAUUUAGUUCGCUUCCUCC